GAAAUCAAAAAAAUAUUUUAAAACAAUCAAGACCUCAAACAAGGCAAAAACCAUGGAAUACUGAAUAUAAACAACAAUAUCGAAUGAAACAACCUAGACAGGAUACGAAUACAAAUGUUUACCAAAACCAAUCUAAAUGUGAAAAUAAAUCUUGGUGGGAUGUAUUAUGCACUUUGGGUGAACCAAUAGAAUUUUGUUGUAAUCGUGGCAAGCAUAUCUUAUCUUCAUUACCAGCUUAUCCAAUGGAUAUGGAUAAUAUUCUCAAUGAUCGCAAUAUUAACACUCUUUCUUGA
This is a messenger RNA of Racocetra persica, 293 nucleotides long. Lineage: Eukaryota; Fungi; Glomeromycota; Glomeromycetes; Diversisporales; Gigasporaceae. The record is from the annotation of a GenBank genome assembly.